GAGUCACCAAGCGUUUGCUUGAUUGGGAGUGUCAAAAAAACAAAAGCCAUUCUCAAAUGCAACUGGCAAUCAUUUGUAGGCAACUGCAACUUUUUUUUUUUUGGAUAAACCCUGCAUGCUUUUUUUUUGUUUUUAAUGAGCCCCACAUUGUCCGUAGAAGGGCUUCUUUGAGCCAAGACCUCGCUAGAAGGGAAAGGCACAAACGAUAUUGAUAAUGUUGCUAUACACACAAUGACAAUCCAAACAAAAAGAUCAGGUAACCUCACCGAUUUGUGCGCGCAAGUCAGUUGAAAAGUGUACCAUGUGUUUUGGAACACAUUCGGGACGAGUUCACGUACUUUUUGUGUUUUGCAUAAUGCUACUCUCCCCCGUUAUCAAAUGUAUUGUCAAGUAUCGUUAGAAGUAGCGGAACUCGAUAGAUUGUACAGAACAAGGGGGACAUGAGAGAGAAAUCACAACACAUUGUUAAUCUUGCAAUAACAGUCUCCUUGCGAAUGUUUUCCUUUGUUAAAGAGUAAAAAAAGAUUUCUCUCUUGUGUGUUUCAAAAGAAAACAAACCCUUGCCAAUGAACACGUGUUUAUUCUCUCUCUCUCUCUGUCUCUCUCUCUCUCUCUCUCUCUCUCUUUUCUUUUGCUGUUGAGAUAAGUCUAAAACUUUUAACCAAAAAAACAAAACUCCAAAACUAAAUACUUUUAAUGUCAAUUGAUUCGUUCAAAUCCACUUUGUCUUUAUAAAGAAAGUUUCUGAUACGCGUUCAGCAGUUUCAACUUUCUUUUGACUAGACGUCUUCUAAAGGUCUUUUCUCUCGUUUGGGACUCGUAGUAGUAGUCGAAUAUGUUGAGAGUGGCGAAUGAAUAAAGAAAAUGGGGGGGUUUUAUAACAGCGUUAUAGAAAUCAACUUGCUGUAUUGGUCAUGUCGACUACUUUGACUUUUUUUGUAUUGUCGGAGGGGUUUUCUUUUUCUUUUGUUCUUCCACCCUUUAUACUGCAGUCCUCCUCCUCCUCCUCCCAACUCUCUUUUCUUUAGACUUUUCCUUUUAUUAAACGGACUGGUGCCGUUUAAUUGUUGGCCUCCCCCUUCUUUCUGCCCUUUAGGCAUUUCCCCUUUAUCCGUUUUCCAAUACCAUAUAACGAAAUCAAAAAGAGAGGCCAACCCCCAUCAUCAUUCCAACGAGUGAGAAGCUAGAAGAAGAAGAAGAGACUUUAGCAAAUGGCCGCAACAGCGACUUCCAUAUUCAAAAUACGAGCCAUCUCAGAUUUCUUGGCACCAAAGGACGCUGGUGAAGAUUGCCUUCUCUCGUUUCGCAAGAGCCAGGCUUUCUACGUCUUGUCGACAGACACUGUGAGAGGUCUCUAUUUUGUGAGUACGCAGUAUGCAACCCCUUUUUCGCGGACCGCAGUAUCAGGGCUGGUCCCUGUGUCCCAUUUUGAGGUGGUCGACUUGUUGAGCAAGGACCCCGCCCCGCCCAAACAGCAAUCACAACCAUCACAGCAACAGCAUGUUGCCGCCGCCGUGGCUGGAACCACGGUACCUGCAAACGCUGCCGAAAAGACGGUCGCUGGUCGACAGUUAAGGGCCUUUUUGCAGGCAAAUACGCGGCGCUACUCGGAAGGAGCCCUUUUGGCUCCACCUCCCCUUCACCCCGACGAUGCAGAAUUGCAAAGACGAGCCGGAACCGUUCCUAGAAAUGCCUAUAGAUCUCGUACAACAACCACCAAUACGGCUACUCGGUCCUCGCAACAUCAACAACACAAACAACACCAUCAGAAAACCUCGACAACAAAACCAACUUGUCCUCCACCUCCUCAGAAGCAAGCACCCAAUGUCUCGCGAGAUCGUUUCAUAUACGCCGAAAUCAUUUCUACCAUUCGCCAAGCACCAUAUUCUUCCACGCAUGUCGCAUUACAACCACCGCAUCAAAAUCUUUCCUAUUCUGUUCGUGUCGUCCGACAAUACUCUAGUCAUAUUAUCACUCGCUCUUUUGACGACUUUGUCGUACUCCACAACUCACUUGUACAAUUCUUUGGCGCAUACAACAAUCUUAAGCAUUUGAUUCCUACUCUCCCCGCUCGCAUCACCUUGUCCUCAGCAGCAUCCCAGUCCCGUAAAUCCGUGGACGAACGAAUUCACGCCCAACAACUCGCCAUGGAAGAAUAUCUCUCAUCCCUUUGCGACCACCUUCCCCCGUCCAUGCUCGAGUCUGGUAUCGUGGCAAAGUUCUUUACCCCGCGAACAGCAGAAGAAGCCGCCGCUAUUGAAUCCGUCGUACGACGGGACUCUGGGUUUUCUGCUGAAGGCAAUGGCAAAAAUCCUCACCAACAACAAAAACAACAACAACAACAACAACAAGUUCCGCCCCCGGUUCCAGCAAAGGACAAACCUGUCAGCACAGUCGAAAACCUCUCCACUCACCUCCAUUCUACAUUGAGUAUUUCACAACAAAACCGGUGUUCAAGAGGUGCUGGAUCGGCGGAGAGUGAUUUCGAUGCUGAAGACUUUUUGGAUUCAUAUGUGGUUAGAUCUCCUGUAUAUUAGAAUUUGGUAGUGUGUCAAUCAAAGUGUAUAUGACUAGCCAAGUAGUGGUAUACAGAGAUCAAUGGGCGGAUUCAGAGAGAGACAAGCAUAGGAAAAAGCAAAUAUGUAGAAGGGCAAAAACAUAUUCUACUCUUUGUAUCGUA
This is a messenger RNA of Spizellomyces punctatus DAOM BR117, 2680 nucleotides long. RefSeq lists its product as uncharacterized. Gene Ontology annotation, molecular function: phosphatidylinositol binding. The coding region runs from base 1212 to 2537 and encodes 441 amino acids. The transcript has a single exon. Lineage: Eukaryota; Fungi; Chytridiomycota; Chytridiomycetes; Spizellomycetales; Spizellomycetaceae. The record is from RefSeq and is a predicted model, not a curated record.